Messenger RNA from Saccoglossus kowalevskii, 1680 nucleotides. Its product is annotated as fatty-acid amide hydrolase 1-like. Gene Ontology annotation, molecular function: amidase activity; fatty acid amide hydrolase activity. Gene Ontology annotation, biological process: fatty acid catabolic process. The record is from RefSeq and is a predicted model, not a curated record. NCBI's taxonomy places the organism in Eukaryota, Metazoa, Hemichordata, Enteropneusta, Harrimaniidae.
AUGGCGUCUGCUCUAAAGAAGAUGCGUGAAUGGGACGAUAAGUUCGAAAGGUUUUUCCAAAUUGGUCGACGAGAGGAUGGGAAAUUUUACCUUCAGCUCAGUGAUAGCUGGAAGUAUCGGACGUUUGCUUUAGAAAUGUUUGGUAAAACCGCAUACUGGAUUUUAACGUUUCCAACUGCCAAGCAUAAAAAAUGGAUGUCAAUUGCGUUUGUGAUUGCUGCAACUUUGUGGCUCCAACGAAAAGCUAUGGCAGCUCAUCGAAGAGCAGUAAAUAGGCGGAAAGCGAAAGACGAAAGAAAACGAGUUGGCGAUGCGAAACUUGCCUUAGCUAAUAAACUGGCAACAGCUGACAAGGAUGUUCUUGAGAAGCGGGAAGAUAUUUUAAAGUUGUCUUUGUCAGAGUUAUCUGGAGCUUUGAAAAGCGGCCAUUAUUCACCAGUAGAAGUAUUACAUGCAUACCAGGCUAAGGCUAUGGAUUGCACAAGUCAAGUCAACUGUGUAAUAGAACCAGUGAAUGAAGCAGAGGAGUGGGCAAAACAACUGGAGAAGGAUGAAGAGAGAAGAGGUCUGCUUUAUGGAAUACCUGUCAGUAUCAAAGAAAAUAUAAAUAUAAAGGGCUACACCUCUACCCUAGGGUUGAGUAAAAACAUUGGUAAACCGGCGAAUAAUGACAGCGCACUGGUUCAAGCUUUGAAACAGCAAGGUGCUGUACCAUUUGUUAGAACCAAUGUUCCUCAGCUGUUACUUAGUUUUGUUUGUAGUAAUCCAAUAUAUGGAGAGACAGUAAAUCCAGUUAAUCCAGAUAAAGUUCCUGGUGGCUCAUCCGGUGGGGAAGCAGCCUUAGUUAAGAUGAAUGGGACUCCAUUAGGAUUUGGAACUGAUAUUCUUGGAAGUGCCAGGAUUCCGGCACACAUGUCUGGUGUGUGUGGAUUCAAACCGACUCAGCUAUCGGGAUGUCCUGGUCUUUUUUCCAAAGAUAUUGACAGUAUAGCACUGGGAAUGAGGGCGCUAUUGGUACCGGAAAUGUUUAAAUAUGAUAAAACUGCCGUACCAAUACCAUUCAGGGAACAGAUUUAUAAUGGUGAUAAAAAAUUAAGAAUUGGUUACUAUGACACCGACAAACUGAUACUACCGACAACUCCGUGCAGAAGGGCUGUUGCAAUAGCUAAGAAUGCUUUAGAAAAAGCAGGACAUACGUUGAUACCAUUUGAUCCACCAUCACCAAGUACAACAAGUUAUGUAAAUCAUCCUACUUUUUCUGUGACACUUAAGGGGUCAUUUGCUGAUGACUGUCAAACCCUAAAGACGUUCUUGAAAGAUGAAGAUGUAGAUCCACAUGUUGCAGUUCAGUUACAAGCAUUUUUUUUGCCUGGUUUUCUCAAAAAUCUGUUGUCAUUCUUAAUUCGAUGGUGGGCCUAUAUAAAUGAAUACUUGAAAGCAUGGAAUGAGAGUGAAUUAGACGUAUUGAUCUGCCCUGCUUUUGCUAUACCCGCAUGUACAUCACAACAAUCUGGACGUCUGGCUAUGGCUGCUUCCUACUCCUCUUUAUUCAACAUGUUGGACUUCCCAGCAGGCUGUGUGCCAGUUACCACAGUAACAGAAGCUGAUGAAGAGGAUAUGAAGACUUAUCCUACAAAUGAUAUAUUUGACUGGCUCAUUAAAAAGGUAUUUUGGAUUUAG